Molecule: messenger RNA, 3354 nt
Organism: Acipenser ruthenus (sterlet)
Lineage: Eukaryota; Metazoa; Chordata; Actinopteri; Acipenseriformes; Acipenseridae
Product: V-type proton ATPase subunit B, brain isoform
Exons: 14
Coding region: 69-1601 (510 amino acids)
Biological process (GO): proton transmembrane transport; ATP metabolic process
Cellular component (GO): proton-transporting V-type ATPase, V1 domain
Molecular function (GO): proton-transporting ATPase activity, rotational mechanism; ATP binding
Source: RefSeq, a predicted model, not a curated record
GCAAAAACCCAACGCCUGCGCAGUAGAACCCUUCCAGUCGGUUAGUGACAGCCAGGCUUGUUGUGAAGAUGGCGUUCAAAGCGAUCAGGGGGAAGGUGAACGGAGUCCUGAACGAAAUUUCCUCCUCCGUGAGUGGAUCCAAAGCUGGGGCCCGGGAGCACGUACAAGCCGUCAGCCGGGAUUACAUCUCCCAGCCUCGGCUCACAUAUAAGACUGUGUCUGGUGUCAACGGGCCUCUUGUCAUCUUGGAUCAUGUGAAGUUUCCAAAGUAUGCAGAGAUUGUUCACCUGACCCUUCCAGAUGGCAUCAAAAGAAGUGGACAGGUUUUGGAAGUCAGUGGCUCCAAAGCUGUGGUACAGGUUUUUGAAGGGACCUCCGGUAUCGAUGCCAAAAAGACAAGUUGUGAAUUUACAGGCGAUAUCCUGCGGACACCAGUAUCAGAAGACAUGCUUGGUCGCGUGUUCAAUGGUUCAGGAAAACCUAUUGACAGGGGCCCAACAGUUCUGGCUGAAGAUUACUUGGACAUUAUGGGCCAGCCUAUUAACCCCCAGUGCCGUAUCUACCCAGAAGAGAUGAUCCAGACAGGUAUUUCUGCAAUCGAUGGGAUGAACAGUAUUGCCAGAGGACAGAAGAUUCCCAUCUUUUCUGCAGCUGGUUUGCCACACAACGAGAUUGCUGCACAGAUCUGUCGCCAAGCUGGUCUGGUUAAGAAGUCCAAAGAUGUGAUGGAUUACAGUGAAGACAACUUUGCCAUUGUGUUUGCUGCUAUGGGUGUAAAUAUGGAAACUGCAAGAUUCUUCAAGUCCGACUUUGAAGAAAAUGGUUCAAUGGACAACGUGUGUCUUUUCUUGAACUUGGCUAACGACCCAACAAUUGAGCGCAUCAUCACGCCUCGCCUGGCUCUCACCGCAGCAGAGUAUCUGGCGUAUCAGUGUGAGAAACACGUCCUGGUUAUCCUGACUGACAUGAGCUCAUACGCAGAAGCGUUGAGAGAGGUUUCUGCUGCCAGAGAAGAGGUGCCAGGACGCCGGGGCUUCCCUGGCUACAUGUACACUGACUUGGCCACCAUUUAUGAGAGAGCUGGUCGAGUUGAGGGCAGGAAUGGGUCUAUUACACAGAUUCCUAUUCUAACCAUGCCCAACGAUGAUAUUACUCACCCCAUCCCUGAUCUGACUGGGUACAUCACUGAAGGACAGAUUUACGUAGACAGGCAACUGCACAACAGACAGAUCUACCCCCCGAUCAACGUGUUACCCUCUCUGUCUCGCUUGAUGAAGUCUGCCAUUGGGGAGGGAAUGACAAGGAAAGAUCAUGCCGAUGUGUCCAAUCAGCUGUAUGCUUGUUAUGCCAUUGGUAAAGACGUCCAGGCAAUGAAAGCAGUGGUGGGUGAGGAGGCUCUGACUCCGGAGGACUUGCUUUAUCUGGAGUUCCUGCAUAAGUUUGAAAAGAAUUUCAUUGCUCAAGGUCCCUACGAGAACCGCACAGUAUAUGAAACCCUGGACAUCGGCUGGCAGCUGAUGCGUAUCUUCCCCAAGGAGAUGCUGAAACGAAUCCCACAAAGUACCCUGGCUGAAUUCUACCCCCGAGACUCCAAGCACUAACUUGAGCCUCGAGCUUUCUGUUCCUCCAUGCUGUCUUAUCAAAGGAACAUUCUUUCCUUUUCACACUUGUUGUUGUAUCUUGUUAGUUCCUUGUGAAGCAAAAUGAACAUAGUGUGAAUAUGGUGUUUUCAGUUUACCUAACAGAGUUUAAAAUAUCUAUAAAUGCCAUGUGGAGACUGUUGACACAUGGAUCGGUUUACCAAAGUGACCUCGGUAUCCAAAUACUCACGUGUAAAAAUACAGGGACAAGGAAAAACAAUGGAUUCUUUAAACCACUAACUCGGAAUUAACACAGACAACUCCGAAUGGAUCAUUAAUGCCAUGCUCUUAUGAUUUUUAUUCACUGGAGUUAAUUUUACUCAAAAACUGAGCAGUUCUGUCCAUAAACACAUUCAAGUAUGGAUGUAUUCAUUCUAGGGUGACUUUUAAUACCCUGUUUGUCUGAGCAUAUUUAAAGUAUGUAUUUCAAUUUUUUUUUAAAAUCUGAAGUUAUAAAGGAUUUUGUUGCCUGUUCGUUUUUAUGCAUUUUAAAAAAUAUGUAUUUAUUUAGAUGCCUUUGUGAUUUCCAGCUUAUUGUAUACAUUUUUAGGUCUGCUUUAGUUCACUACAUGAAUAAAAACUGCAGAAAUGUUGGCCAUGUAGCUUUAUGAAAAAUCUACAGUAUAGGAUGUAGCAACUAAAGCUAUAAGCUAUUUCCCUUAUGGUUAAAAAUUACAGGCUGGCAAUACAUUCCUACAUGGCUACACAUCCUGUGGCUAUACUAGUGCAGAGUGCUACAUAUAUGGGGCACACAGUGAUUAAAUAAAACAAAUGCCCUUAGGGGGGCACAGUUGAGACCUCUUGGUGUAUAUUACAAGCUUGAUUAACUGUGAGUCCUCAGCUCAUUCAUUCAGUAUUGUAUCGCUGGGAUGUUAACACUUACAGUGUCUGGCUUCCCGUUGUGGGGAAAUUGCUCAUGCAAUACAUUUACUAUGGAGGCAAAGAUUUACCUAUGAUUUGCCCACAAGUGUAAAAUAUAGUUCAUACCUAAUGAACCACGUGACGGUACCUAAAUUCAGCGCGAAUGUAAAAGUUUUCUAUGCAAGAAAUAACAUUCAUGGAGCGAUGUGGAUUCAGGCAUUAUUCUGUUUUUUAUUUAGUUUUUCAACAAUUUUAUUUUAUCCACACCAAAAUGUUACACAUGCAAAUACAUUAAGUAAAUUAAGUUUACGUUGUUGAAAAAAUGUAAAACUGAUAGUGUUCCCCAUGUGCUAGAGAUGCAGCACCUGUGUCGCCAAAGUAAAAGAAAAAAAAAAGUUUUAUAAUUUCAAUAUAUGCAGAUACAGCCGAAGAUAAUGAUUAAAGGUAUUCUUUUGAAGGAAGUGAUAUUUUAAACUCUGUUAAUGUAAAAAAAAAAAAUAAGGUAAAUAAUAUUUUUAUUGUAUUUAUUUACAGUUGACUGCACUGCCUGGAUUUUACACCCAGAUAACAAUAUUCCUGUAUCACAUGUCAAUGCAUAUUUGGCUCUUUUUUUAUGAUUAUAAAUGUGCUGUGUAUUUAUUGCAAAGUUGCCAUAUGUCAGUCUAUGGAUGUUGUGUACUUGUUGCAGGUGCUGUAAGUUUCCGGUCGAUUCAGUAACCAAGCAUUCCAUAUGCCAGAUAAAAAAUAAAUAUACGGUUUUGUUGUCAUAACGCAUGAAGCACAGUCUGUUUUUGGAAAAUUGUCAUCCAUAUUCAUAUAUAAAUUACUGAAUAAAUGUGAAUAUACUGUUAAA